This is a messenger RNA of Penicillium chermesinum, 1053 nucleotides long. Its product is annotated as 3-oxo-5-alpha-steroid 4-dehydrogenase family protein. The transcript is spliced from 2 exons. Gene Ontology annotation, biological process: lipid metabolic process. Gene Ontology annotation, molecular function: oxidoreductase activity, acting on the CH-CH group of donors. The record is from RefSeq and is a predicted model, not a curated record. Lineage: Eukaryota; Fungi; Ascomycota; Eurotiomycetes; Eurotiales; Aspergillaceae. Bases 1 to 1053 code for a protein of 350 amino acids.
AUGGGUUCAGCCCUUUCCACUGGCUGGGGCUCUGUACCUUCCAUUCGCGACUUCGCUCCUCCGACCCCUGAGGCGUACGCCCUCCUGAUCACUGUGUUUCAAUAUUUCCCUCUGGUAACUAUCUUCCAAUGGCUUCUAUCAUGGUAUCCUGCAGGCAAAACCUCUCUCAAGAGCUCCGUCUUCAAUUUACCGGGACGCAUUGCAUGGUGCGCCAUGGAAAUUGUCGGCCCGAUCAACUUGAUAUACAACCUGGCCGCCGCAUCUCCAAGCUUGACCCAGCUGCCCCUUUCCAACCAAGUUCUGGCAGGGAUGUAUUGCUGCCACUAUCUUAACCGGGCCAUCAUUUCCCCUUUCUACUCAGCUCCAAGCAUGUCACCCAUCCAUUUCUUCAUCAUGUCGAGCGCCAUCGCGUUCAAUUGGUUCAAUUCUUCCUGUCUAGCCGGAUGGCUGCGCGGGUAUCCCACUCCCAUCGUCGGCCUCGUCACCGAUGGAGCAGCCGCACUAUCCCCAUCCACCAGCGCUACCUUAGUCGAGGUGCUCUCAGGAAUUGGUGCAUUCCUCUUCUGCAUCGGCAUGGCAGGAAACAUCUACUCCGAAAAAACGCUGUUCCGCCUCAGAAUCGAAGAGGGAGAGCGCCGUGCUGCCAAGAAGUCCGACACGAAUGCCGGGCCCACCGGCAACAAGUACAGCAAGGUCUAUGUCAUCCCGCCUCCCACGGGUGUCUUCCGCUCAAUCUUGUAUCCGCACUUUGCCUUCGAGUGGCUCGAAUGGGCGGGAUUUGCUCUCGCAGGAGUCGCUGUCUUUCCCCUUGGGAAGUCGGCCGGGCUUGGUACGCCGCCUCCCCUCAAGCCCGCGCCGUGGCUUUUGCCCGCUGCCUGGGCCUCGGAUCGACUUGGCGUGCCGCUUCCGCUGCCGGCGGUUAUGUUCGUCGUGAAUGCAGUUGCGAAUAUGUUGCCGCAUGCUCGAUGGGGGCGUAAGUGGUAUGUGGAGAAGUUUGGAGAGAAGGAUGUUGCUGGGCGAGGGGCGGUCGUUCCCUGGUGCUCUCUGCUGUGA